Molecule: messenger RNA, 1488 nt
Organism: Mesocestoides corti
Lineage: Eukaryota; Metazoa; Platyhelminthes; Cestoda; Cyclophyllidea; Mesocestoididae
Source: the annotation of a GenBank genome assembly
AUGUCAGAAGCUCUUGAGUUCGAUGAAGUCUACGAAGUGGAAAGUGCCAAGCCCAAAGGGUGUGGCUCGAAGUUCAAGAAAGGCGUCAUGGACAACAUGUUCACCAUCCUUACUCUAAUCGGCGUCGCGAUUGGUUUCGGAAUUGGCUUCGGCGUUGGAACUACUAAUCCUUCAGAGACUGCCAUAUUGUGGAUCAAAAUGCCUGGGACAAUUUACAUUCGACUUCUUCAACUCACUAUAUUGCCUGUCAUCGCGGCAAACAUUAUUGUUGUGAUGUCAAAAAUGGAUCCUAAGAAGAAUGGCAAAAUGGGAUUGGCUGCAAUCGGCUUCGUGGUCUGUUUUGACAUCAUCAGUGGCCCCAUUGGAGUAAUUAUUGCUGUUCUGAUGAAGCCUGGUGCGCUAACCCAAGUACAAGAAUCCAACACGACAGAGACACUUGGACCUUACGACGCUCCAGUUACUACGUCCGACGUUUUCGCCGACCUUUUUCUUAACAUAUUCCCAGACAACAUCAUCGGCAUUACAAUCUACCAGACAAAAACCAUUCGAAAAUGGCCAAAUUUCCCAGAUAAAAAUGUCACUGUACCCGUUAAGACUCAACUCGAUUCAACGGACAUGAUUGGACUGAUAUUUACAACAAUUAGCUUUGGCAUAGCCGCUGGUGCUACAGGCGAGGCGGGAAAGGCAUUUGUCGACUUCUUCGAAGCUGUUAGCCACGUCGUCCUGAUUCUAAUGCGAUGGUUUUUAAAGGCAACUCCGGUGGGUGUUUGCUUCAUGGUGGCUGGUGCGGUUGUGGGAUUGAAGGACGUAUCGGGAACCUUCCAGAGCCUUGGCGUCUUUAUGGGCACGGUGCUUGUAGCACUGGCAGUCCACAUGAUCAUCCAAAUGGCCGUCUACACCAUUGCCUCCUUCCGAAAUCCCUUCAAACUACUGUGGGUCGGCUUCCGGGUGUUCUUCCUUUCUUUCAUCACCACAGCACCGGUCAUCGCAAUUCCUGAAAUGAUUGAAACGUGCGACCGCUAUGGACUUAAGAAGAAGGUCAGUCGAUUUGUGAUACCCUUCUCGGCAGCGUUGAAAGGGGACGCGUCGGGUGCCUUCCAGGCAGUCUCCUGCGUCUUCAUCGCUCAACUCACGAAAUUCGAUUUGACGGUGGGAACCUACGUGGUGAUAGCGCUGCUAACUGGUUUUGCAACGUUGGCCAUCCCCAAUGUACCAAGCUCCAGCAUUGUCAUCAUCAUAACCAUCUUAUCGUCACUGGGCGUUCGGACAGACGAGGUGUCGUUGCUGUUUGCGAUUGAAUGGUUCAUGGACCGAUGUCGGUCUGGUUCGAUUGGCUUGGGCCACUUAUUCGCCGCGGCGUUUACCCACUCGGUGGCAGUUGGGAGACGAACAGAGGGCGCUCCAGGUAUAGACGAUGAAUCCGACGACGAGGAGGACGAGAAAGGGAAUGUCGUCGAAGACGAAUACGUAGUAUCGAUCUCCGAAUAA